Messenger RNA from Macadamia integrifolia, 2190 nucleotides. Its product is annotated as protein transport protein Sec61 subunit beta-like. The record is from RefSeq and is a predicted model, not a curated record. NCBI's taxonomy places the organism in Eukaryota, Viridiplantae, Streptophyta, Magnoliopsida, Proteales, Proteaceae. The transcript is spliced from 6 exons. Gene Ontology annotation, biological process: intracellular protein transport. Gene Ontology annotation, cellular component: Sec61 translocon complex. The coding region runs from base 116 to 445 and encodes 109 amino acids.
AUCAAAGCAGAGGAGAUCCAUAAGCCUCUUUCUCCAUUUUCCUCGUUCUGUGUUCAAUUGUUGAUUCCUCAGAUUUUCUUGCGAUCCGGAAAGAGACGAGAACCAGUCGACAUCAAUGGCCAGAGGAACUUCUCAAUCGCAGGCUUCGUCUUCUCCUGCGUCUCGGCCUGGUACUAUGGCACCUCGCGGUUCUGCUGCAGCAACCGCAGGGAUGCGGCGGCGGAGGCUGGGCGGUAGCGCUGGUGGUGGUGGUGGAGGUGGCUCCGGCGGAUUCGGCGGUGGCGGAGGUGGGAGCAACAUGUUGAGAUUCUACACGGACGAUGCCCCGGGCUUGAAGAUCACUCCCACUGUCGUCCUCGUCAUGAGCCUCUGCUUCAUCGGCUUCGUCACCGCUCUCCACGUCUUUGGCAAGCUUUAUCGCUAUAGAUCUGGUCCUGGAGCUUGAUUUUUUAUUCGAGUUUCCCGCCCCUUCCGAUUCUCUUCAUCUUCUUCAACUUUAGGCAGCCUUGUCUUGUACGGGAGCCCCGCUUGCUCAUCCAUCUUCUGCGGAUUUUGGCUCUCUAAUUUGAGUCUUUUAUGAUGUUGAGGAUGCGCCGAAUGAAAAAUGUGACCUAGAAAUGGUAAAAAUCAUAGGACUGUAGCACUAUAUCUUGAAGUGGAAGGGAGAUGAUGCAUUAUGUGAGCAAGGUUAUGAGCUUUUGGUUUGUGCUCAGGCUGUCAGUGAAUCAUAUAUUGUUCUAGUCUAGUAUGAUUAUAUUAGAAAACUCACAGAGACAUUUUUAUUAUAAUAGUAAAUUAUACAACAUGUACAUAUGCUUUUGUGGUGACCAGAUCUUAUUUUUAUUAUUAUUUACAGUCAGAUUUCCCUUUGGUUGGUUGUACUGUUGUAAUUUUUAGGUUCAAAACCUAUCCUGUCAGAGUAUAAUUAAACUUCAAUUUGAGCUUCUGAUCCAAUGGACUUUAUUUUUGUGAGUCUUGCAACUAGUAUAAUUUUUUUUUUCUAUAAUAUGAUUUUGUUUUUAUUCUUUGCCUUAUAGUCAUUGAUUUUUCGGGUGAGUCUCAAUUCGAGGUUGAGAGAGAUCUCCCCUUCAGAUUCUAAGGAAUUUACAGAUUCACGCUCAGAAUCUGAAUCAUGAAAUGGAAAUGCUAGAGGCGGCUUGUCUGAUGAAUCAGAUACUUUUAUUUCACUAUAAACUUGAUUAUAGAAUGAUUCCAAUGUGUCUGUUAUCUUUUAAUCCAACAUAUCUUUUAGUUGUGUUCAGAUGUGGUAGGAGUAUGACCUAAUCCAUUUAUCUACCAGCUCUUGCAUGGACUAAAUAUCAAAUUUAAUGGUUUAGUUCAACCACAUGUCUCCCCACAUAUGGUCUUCCUCUCAUUUUUCAAUGAUGGCUAUUAUUCAAACUGCCACUUUUUCUUAAAUAUAUUUUUCACAGCAUUAUGAUGACACAUCGAAAUGUUGGAUUAGGUCAUAACUUGGACAACAUGUCGAUUGCAAUUGGCGCAAAUCCAACUACUACAUUGAAUUAUAUAGCAGUAUUUCGUACGAAGAGACAGAGGGAGGGGAUGGAGGAGCGGAACAGCGCGGCGAUGGCCAACUCGUCAAUGGCGCAGCAUCAGACGCAAACACCAACAGCUUCUUCGAAGCAAGCCAAGGCUUUCCCCAACUCCGUGGACACUAAUUCUGUCACCCAGAGGCUUCAAAAGGAAUUGAUGUCUCUCAUGAUUACAAGAAGAUGGUUCACAGACAGUACAUGGAUGGAGAAGUUUUUGAAAGUUGACUUAUGAGCAUCUCAGAUAGAUAUCAUUCUACACGCGAAAUCACCGGCUAGGAUUCACUUCUCUAAGAAGCUACUCUUCAAGGAGUAUGUUAUUGGGAAAGUUUUGAGGUAUAGAUGUGUUUUGUCUAUGAUUGUUGAAGUAGUUUAUCUGGGUUCUUUUUUUGCAGUAAGGUGGUCUAAAGGACACGGUGAAGCACUCUGUCAAUAUUUUUACUCCACUUGCAAUUUAUCUAUAUAAUUGCCAGGAACACACAAGAAACUCAAGUGACACUAACAUCAUAUGAAAGUUGCAUAUUUACUUGAUUCGUGGAUCAGUGCAAAUGAUGGUUCUGUACUGAAAUUUGUAGGCAAUGAAAAUUGUCUAUUGGUCUAAUAUGGAGAUGAGAUUGUGAAAUUAAUAAUCGUUUUGUUA